UGUUCGGCUCGGCUUUCCUUUGACUUAUUGUAGAUCAGAUUUUUAAGUUCAAGGCCAUUAAAAACUAAUGGCGUGUAUCUUUCCUAAUAAUAAUUAUAUUAGAUUAUUCCUAUGUUUACAAUUAGUGCCUUUCCAAAAUAUUGUGCAUCACGUGAUCUUAUUGAAUUUUAAUUGGUUGUCGGUGAGCGUGCCCUGCGCGACGCGAGAGGCGCAACGCAAUAAUAGUUUUCCAAAAUGCCGUCGGAAUCGAAGCCUUUGUUGACAGCUCAAACAGAAAAACCAAAUCAUUAUAAAUAUCUAAAGGAAUUCCGAGUGGAGCAGUGUCCGUCUUUCUUACAACACAAAUGUACACAACAUAGGCCUUUCACAUGUUUUCAUUGGCAUUUCAAUAACCAGAGAAGAAGAAGACCCGUUAGAAAAAGAGAUGGAUCCUUCAAUUAUAGCGCAGAUAACUACUGUACCAAAUAUAAUGAGACAUCGGGUAUUUGCGAGGAUGGGGACGAAUGUCCCUACCUCCACCGCACCGCAGGCGACACCGAACGCCGCUACCACCUGCGGUACUACAAAACGUGCAUGUGCGUGCACGAUACGGACGCGCGCGGGCUCUGUACGAAGAACGGCGCGCACUGCGCCUUCGCGCACGGCGCGCCGGACCUGCGGCCGCCGGUCCUCGAUGUUAGGGAACUCCAAGCUAUGGAGAACCCGGACCAGGCGGAUGGGGACGCCGCCGCGCCUAACGCUUUAGAUAGGGAACGGAAUUUGAUGAAUGAAGAUCCUAAAUGGCAAGAUACGAAUUACGUGUUAUCAUCAUAUAAAACGGAGCCAUGUAAAAGACCUCCUAGGUUAUGUAGACAAGGGUAUGCCUGCCCACAAUAUCACAAUAGUAAGGAUAAACGCCGGUCACCCCGCAAGUACAAAUACCGUAGCACACCGUGCCCCAACGUGAAACACGGCGAGGAGUGGGGCGAGCCGAGCAACUGCGAGGCCGGCGAGGCGUGCGGGUACUGCCAUACCCGCACCGAGCAACAGUUCCACCCUGAGAUAUACAAGAGCACCAAGUGCAAUGACGUGCAGCAGGCCGGCUACUGUCCUAGGGGACUGUUCUGUGCCUUUGCGCAUGUUGAACCGGAAGAUCUGACAGCGGCGCGUGAACUGGCCGCUCCACUAGAGUGCGGCACCAACCUGGCGGAGCUCCUCUCGUCCGCGCUGCCCGACGCCAAGCCCGACCUGCUGCUGCCCGCGUCGCCGCCCGCGCCGGCGCCGCACACCAACGGCAGCGGCGACUCCGAGUGCGCCAGCACGUCCAGCGGCGGCUCCAGCCAGGGCCGCGCCGUCGGCCCCAGGCCCGCGGACCCCAAACCGCCCCAGCAUAACGUCUGGGCUCAACGGAGCGCGUUUGACGCGACAGUUUUACAGGAAGUCGUCGGUAACGCCCUCGACGAUUUGCAUCUAGACGAUCCGCUGUCGCUGGUUGCCGCUUUAGAUAGAGAUUUAGCCGAUGGCGAAUCGAUGCUGGCUCCGUCGGCGCCGGUUAAUAUUCCACGCGGCGCGCAACCUUCUCUACGCGCCUUCAGUCCGCCCUCCGCUGGCUCCCCGCUGCCGCCUUUCCUCCGCUACGCGCACGAUACAGAGCGCCUCUUCAACUCGCACGCGACUUUAAAAACUGGAAGCUACGGUGGGAGCGGCUUCGAGUUCGCGGCGACCUCGCCGAGCGCACCCGGGGAGAUAUCUCGCCUGAGGGAGGAGGUGGUGGCCUCGCGGGCUGCCGCUCUACGUUGGGACGAGCGUAUAGCGCAGGCGAGGUCGGCGUGCGGCGCUUGGCAGAGGGAGGCCGACGAGGCAGUCCGGGCGGCACAACUUGCCGAACGACAAAGGGAUGAAGCGGUCGCUCGGGCUCAUAAUUUGCGUAGGGAGCUGGAGGCCGCUCGCGCCGCCGGCGCCGCCGGAGGCGCCUCGCGCGCUCGGGAGCUUCGCACUCUCCCUCUAGGAACUCUAAAACAACUUCAAGCGGCCGCUAGAGCGGAGUUAGAAGAGAUCGAAAAGGUUCUAUACCUAGAAACGGCGACCAAAUGUAUGGCGUGCGAGGAGCGGCCGCGCGCGGUGACGCUGGCGCCGUGCAACCACUACGUGCUGUGCGACAACUGCGCGCGCGCCGCCGACGAGUGCCCCUACUGCCAGACGCCCGUGCAGCGUCAUCAGUAGUUUCACUACUUGAAUCGCAUUGUUCUAUCAUGAAGCAUGUAAGUAAUUUCCGUUAACAGCUAGGCGCCAUACAAGUACCUACACAGAACAAAACAGAAAGCAUACUUUAAGCAUUUUGUAUUGCAUAAGCAAUAACAACGGCACACAAUCGUUCUUGAUUGAGAGCUCGCGACAACUUUAGGUGUUGAUGAUGUUUGAAGAAAAUAAAAUAAAAUCUUUUUUUGUUAUAAACGUUAGGCGUACGAUUUUUAAACAAGUACCAAAUAAUAAAUUCACGUUAUUGUUGUUUCUUUGUGUGAUAUAAUAUAGCAAGAUGUUUUUUUUAUAUAAAGAAGCUCAAGUAUUUUGAUAGUUCAUUGCGAUUCAAUUAUAAAUUUGGGCCGAUAUUACUAUACCAUAUAUUACGAGAACGUAUGUAUUCAUUUGAUACGUCAAAUAUAUUCUUUACAUCUGACUUAACAAAUUGAUAUAGACAUUUCAGUAGCUGUACUAAAAAUCAAGUUUUACUACCAAUUUUUUAUCCGUAUAUAAAUUAUAAUAGCUAUAUUAUGGCAACAUAAUAUCGGCCCCUAGUUGACGGCCGAGCUCUACCUAUGAAAUUGACUUGGCUAUUAUCAUAACAUGAUUGUCUAAAUUAUGAGAUGCAUAUUUUGAAGUUGAUAUAAGUAUAUAUAUAUAUAUAUAGAGGUAGACCACGGCCGUUGACUGAGUGCUCUCUACUCGUGUAGUCUUUCGAAUAACACCCGUCGGUGCGACAGAUACUUUCCUUGAUAUUUUUAUAUAUGGGUAGAUUGGGGUGUAACGUGUUAUAUCACUUGAUAAUAAUGAUAGAAUAUUUAAUUUUAGUAAAGAGCAAGACUUAUUCUAAUAAAUUUAUCGAAUGAAUUUAUAAUACAUGGACUAGGGUUUCUCAAAUUAACUGCCAACGUCAUUUCAUAGUAUAUUUUCUAUCCCCGGAGAGUGGAGUUUCCUUAGUACCUAUUACUACUGGAAUCGUUCCACUGUCCUCUUCUUAGUAACUACAGAUUAUGCGCAUUGUCAGAAUAUGAGGUAUCGAACAUGAUGCGAUGAUUGUUUGAAUGUCUAGAACGGGGUCUUUACCCGUUGCCUCUCAAAAUAGUCGCCCGUUUUAAUCUAUCGGUUAUCUGAUCGCGACUGUGUCGUUUGAAAAAGUCGUUGUGUUCUAACUGACCUUCACGAAUCAGACGGCAGAGCACGUUCCAUGAACACCUAUUUCUUAUUCUCAUUCGUAUAACAAUUCUUCAAACAUCUUGAGAAAGUCAAGAUAUUUUUCAACAUAUAUAGACAUUAUUUAGUGCAUGGUUUACACAGUAGAGAUUUAUAAUGUUACAAGAUAAAAUAAUAUGCUUUUGAUGUUAUUUCGUUUAGAUCAUUACUAGUGGAGUUAUUGCUUUUACUGAACAUACACAUAUUAUAGGCAUUUAACGAGGUUUUAUAGGUCGACGCCUGGCCAUGCUUUCACCAAAUAUCGGAUGGUAAUGGAUAAAAUUAUAGUAUAUUGCAAAAUUUAAGGUUUGACUCUGAAAAAUAAAGAUAUUGGUGGAAGCACGCCCAAGACAACUAGAAUUUAUAUAAUAAUUGAAGAAUAUUAAAAGUAGUUUUUAGUUUUAUAACGAUAUUCAAACAUCAUUUUGCAUGUUCAUUAGGAUAUCUAGUAGUAAUAAAAUCAUCAACAAUCUGAGAGUUGUUAAUUUUUUCUACAUUUUUAAAAAUCGUAUAUAUUAUGUAAGUGACUAAAGUGUGACUGCAAUUUGCUUCCUGGAGGUUCUCGGCACAAUUGUUUGCGCGCUGGCGGACCAAUCUUAGAUCGUACACCGGCCAAUGGUCGGCGAAUUGGCGUUCUAGUAGCGAUAUUAAAGCGACAUAUGUACUACGCAUACUUUGAAAAUAAUUUCAAUUAUGGCAAGAUAUUUUGGGGUACAUGAAUGUUAGAAACUUGUGCUAGAAAAAUCACUAUUACAACGCUAGUUCGGUCGACCUACUGCUCUCUGCGUCCCGUUGUCUGCACAGGCUGGCUCCGUAUUUGUAAUUCACCUUUUAAAUUGAUCGCCAAGUUGAAACUUUUCAAUACAUUUCAUAUAUUUAUAACCCGAUUUUUUUAAGUUUAUCCUGAGUUUGGAAGUAUGUUAGUUUGAAUGUACAAUUACCGAGCCGUCCGAACAGCUUUCUGACGCAAAGGAGGGUACUAGCGAGUUUAAUGCCCGGGCCUUCCCGCGUGCAUUAUUUGCAAAUAGUAUAGUGCAUUUUAUGUUAACAUUCCUAAUUAACUGUUAGAAGUUACGUUUUUAUUUCUCUAUCGGUGUGGGUACGCAUUUAGUUUUAAUUAUUGUGUUUAACAAGUAAAUAAUAAAAGCUGUUAGUCUCCAUAGAGUUGCGUUCCCCAACUUUGCUAUAGGUGUCACCUCUUGGACCAGGUCUCACUCUCCAGUCUCACUAGGUGACAGCAUAGGCAUCAAAGAUGAGAAGUGCCACUUUGUUUAUAAAUUACCAGUCUUCGUUAUUUAUUCGUCGCUGGUUUUAGUGUUAGAUUUCAAGUUUCGAGUACCGUCUUUUGGGUCAAACGAUUCAGCAGAUAUGUAUUUGGCUGCGAACGGUACGGGCAUGUACGCUAACGAUUUACUACGCUAUACUACAUUAUACAAACGCAUUUUAUAUAAAAGUUUAUUUCGAUUUUAGUACAUUAUAAAAUAUUUAUAUAUUUUGAAAAUCUUGAAAGUUUUGUAUCGGUAUAUUAUAACAAAUUUAACCUAGGCGUAUGGAUUAGAUGUAAGUAGUGUUUUCAAAUUGUAAUGGACAUUAUUUUUAAGUGUGUAGUUGCGAGCCGUCGUGUAUCUUAAGCAAUAUGACCACAGCCGCCUUUACUCAAAUAUAUAACAUAUAUAUAAACAUAUAGUAUGUCGACACGGUACAUUUUGGUGUGGAGUGUUCAAGUAAAGGGUUGUCGUGAUUUUCUAUAAAUUGGUGUGUUAUAAAUGUCAAAGGCCGCUAUGCGCAUAUCGGCCGCACGCGGGCGACACGCGACAACAAAUACUCAGACAGAUGUUUGUGCGCGGCAGGCCUAAAUCGUCACAAAUAAAUUGUUCAUUGGUUGAGUCUCAAAAUUCGUGUGAAAUCACACUGGUGUCGUAAUUGUCGGUACAGAAUGUCCUGUGUGGCCAUAGAUUAUAGUAUUCUAGCUUACUAGCUAUUUGUAUUUCUAAUGAUUUAAAAAUUUAGAUAGUAUUAGAGUCACACUUAUUUUUAUAUAGAGUCUUUAUCACAUGGAGAGAGUACUUUUCAUUAUGGAAAUUUGAAUAUUUAUAUGGAACAAUUGGUUUAAAAGAAAUAUCCAGUAAAUAACAGUAUUUGAAGAGACACAGCGUCUCUGCCGACAUGCAAAGCACAAAACGUGGUCAGUAAGAGUGUCUAUAUUAAUUGAAUUGUCAUCUAAAUUGUUAUGGACGUUCCACUAAGAGAGACCCCACACUAGCGUCUCCCAAGUGUCGGCGUCUAGUCGACUCUGUGACUGCUGCUGGAAGUAACGUUGGCGCAACUGCGCAGCGACAUCAUUUUCCAUAGCGCUAAUUAUACGCUCAAAAGACGCUAGUGUGAGGUCUCUGUAAAUACAUGACUUGUAGAGGUUACUGUCAACAAUAGAACAAACUGAGAACGAAAUUCUCAAAUUUUGCACAUAACUUAUGUUCAAAGAAAGUGUUGGGAAUCAGAUCAUGUUUUUCUGUUGUUAUUCUAGUGCUACCUAUAAUUAAACUUCGUUUUUUGAAAAACCUAGGUAGCUCCAUCUUUGUCACUCGUAUUUUGAAAGAGCGAAAGAAGCAGAUUUUACAGUUAUAGCCAUUAUGACCUUUUCAGAGAGUAGACAUUAUUUUUUCAGUUCGCAUAGUGAUUGUUUGAUGUAUACAGACUGUCUGGAAAAAUGUCGGCACAACGUAGCGUCAUUCUCGAAUAACGUGCAAUAUAUUCGAAAUUGUGGCCGAAAUAUAAAGCAUCGCCUGUGUGUGUCGAUGCGCGGCGUGGUUGUUGUGUUAUCCAUUAUAUUCGUUUGUAAGCAUUAUUUUUACGUUCAUAAGAGUAAACAAACUGAACAGAAUGACAGUUUCGCACAAUUCUUCUAUAUAAGAGACUAUCUACUAGACUAGAGAAUGAUGGCUUCAUGCGUUUUCUCUAGCCAUUCAUUACGUAGACGUGCGGUGACGGCCGGUAACUCCGCGGUUGUAUGGAACUGCCACUCUGUUCCGUUUCCUUACUCCUGUGCUUAUAUUCCGUUUUUACUGCAUUUUGCAUUAGUUAACUAUUUAGAUCCAAUUCUUGUUUAAAUCUAGCUUGCAAUUAUGUCGCGUACGCAUAAUAACAACCCCUUUUUAUAAGUUCUUAUUAAUAUAAUAUUUUUUUCAAUUAUUUUAUCUUUAGGUAGGUAGCUCCAACAAAUUCUUUAAAAUUAUUAUUGUUAAAUUAGAAAUAGCUAAUAUUGUAGUAGAAAACAAAUUGCGAUUCUCACGCUGAAGAAGAUCAAAUGAAUUAUGUUUUCAUUUUUAUAUAUUUAUUAUUCUAACUGCGGAACAUGCAUUCAGGCUUCGUCAUAGUAUUUUAUAAUCAAAUAAUUUUCAAAUCCAUGUGAUACAUAUGUGUAACAGAGAUGUGAAGAUUAUAAUUAUUAUUACUAGGUAGGUAGGUUUAAUAAAUUUUCAAUUCCAUUCAAUAAAA
Cydia pomonella (codling moth) is the source of this 6924-nucleotide messenger RNA. It is a transcript of the gene unk, whose product is annotated as RING finger protein unkempt. Gene Ontology annotation, molecular function: metal ion binding. The coding region runs from base 235 to 2202 and encodes 655 amino acids. NCBI's taxonomy places the organism in Eukaryota, Metazoa, Arthropoda, Insecta, Lepidoptera, Tortricidae. The record is from RefSeq and is a predicted model, not a curated record. The transcript is spliced from 6 exons.